Thyridium curvatum is the source of this 1857-nucleotide messenger RNA. RefSeq lists its product as uncharacterized. The coding region runs from base 1 to 1857 and encodes 618 amino acids. Gene Ontology annotation, biological process: positive regulation of transcription by RNA polymerase II. The transcript has 3 exons. Lineage: Eukaryota; Fungi; Ascomycota; Sordariomycetes; Thyridiales; Thyridiaceae. Gene Ontology annotation, molecular function: protein dimerization activity; RNA polymerase II cis-regulatory region sequence-specific DNA binding; DNA-binding transcription factor activity, RNA polymerase II-specific. The record is from RefSeq and is a predicted model, not a curated record.
AUGGGUCGAAGAAAGAUCGAGAUCAAGGCCAUCAAGGACGACAGGAACCGCUCUGUCACCUUUCUGAAGCGAAAAGGCGGCCUGUUCAAGAAGGCCCACGAGCUCUCGGUUCUCUGCUCCGUCGAUGUCGCUGUUUUCAUCUUCGGCAGCAACAAGAAGCUCUACGAGUACUCUUCGGGCGACAUGCGCGAUCUCAUCACCCGCUACACCUACCAUGGCGGUCCAAAUGAGCACAAAGGACCAUCCGACUUCAACGGCGGCGCAGACGACGGAUCCGAGGAUGAGGAAGGCACUCCUCCCCAGCCCGAGGUGAUGGACCAGGCCAUGAUGCCGCCGCAGUUCCAGGGCCAGCCGCCAUUUCAACACCUCCGCCACCACACUCCCUCGGCCUCACCUCCAAUCCCCAAUGGCAUGGUCUUUGCGCAACACGCAGCGCCGAGGGGCCACACUCCCCAACCCCAGAUGGGUUCUCGCCCGGGAUCCAGGAACGACAUGCACAGGAUGGUCCAACCCGGAGGGCCUCCAGCACCGCCGCAAGGCCCUCCCGUGAACGGCUUUGCCUACAUGCCUCAGCCUGCCAUCUACAACCCGCAAAACCCCCCCAGCGUGCCCCAUGGAAUACCCCAGCCUGGUCCGCAAUACCCAUACCCGCCGCCUCAGGCGCAACCUCCCCAUAUGCAACAGUACAUGGAGGAGCAGCGACGGUCCAUGCCUCCUAGCUUCCCUCCCCAAGCGCAUCCACAAGGCGGUCCACCCCAGCCACCCCAGCUGGCCCGGCACUCGGCAUCGCCGCCCCAGAUCCACGUCCAGCAGCUGCCCCAGCAGCCGAUUCCUCACUCGUCUCCGCCUCAACCCCAGCAGCAGCAGAUCCCCAGUCCCCCAGUGCCGCAGAUCAGGGAGCCGCCAGCGCCUGCUCCCGUAGAGCCAAAGACGGACAUGGUCCCACAGCGACCUCCUCAGCCGCCUCUCUUGACGACCGACGUGAAGAAACUGCCGCAGCGCAAGCAGCACAGCAUCUUCACGCCCAUCGACGAGAACCGCUCUUCUCUGGCCCAGCACCUGGCGGCUUUCCACGACCAUGAGGCGUCAAAGGGCGACGCCGGCGCAAAUCGGUCGCAGUCGGUGGAUGUGGGCAGCGUAACACGUAAUAACACCACUACCACCUCGCCACCGCUUCCGAAGCGUGCUGAUACCGCCCAGACUAUACCGAAGCCUCGGACUACUAUGGCUUCUAUACCCGAAACGACCUUUACGCCUCCGUCGAGGCAAAAUAGUCUCCGCGUUGGCGGCGCGGCUCGUCCUCGGCUCAGGGUCGAAAUCCCCGACGAGCCGUCAGAUGGAGCAGCCAGCGCGACGGCGGAAUCCUCUUCACCCCGAGGGACUUCCACCGAUGCAACUUCUCAGACCACGCGUCGGAACACCGACUCUCACUCUUCUAGCAUGGUUCUUCCCCCACCAUCUCCUUCAGCAACAACACUGCUUUCGGCGGGCGCUACAGGGCCUCCCAACCCCUUUGCGCGCCCCCCUCCUCAUCAGUCCAGCAACAUGAACAUUGAUACCCCUGUCUCGGCACUCCCGUCUCGCUUUCUCAACAAUGAAUUUCUCCCCAGCCCGAGCAGCUUCUACCCGGAGUGGAACUUUCGCGGGAGCGACAGCAAUACUCUGCCUAGCCCUCUGAAUUUCGCCACGCCGGUGGUGGGCACUGGGCCCAGCUUCUUGCGCGACGACAACAAUGCUGCCGUUCCGACGCCGUCCAAUACCAACAAAAGGAAGAGCCCCGAUGUCACCGCAAGUGAGCCAGCUUCAGACCCUCUGGAGCCGGGGAACGAAGCCAAGCGUGCCAAGGUUGACGCGUAG